AGCAAACAGUUGACUUCUCUGUUAACUUCAGCAGACCCUGUUGCAAUGGACGGAUGGAGUGAGACAGAGGACGCCACCGUGGUGAAGGACCAAGCCGAGAAACAGACAGGCAAAAAAUACAGGGAAUUCAAAGCAGUUAAAUACAGGAUUAAGAAUGUGGAGGGAGGACAACUCUUGGUCAUCAAGGUUCAUGUUGGAGGAGCAGACUAUAUUCAUCUGAGAGUCAUCCAAAUACCUCUGCUUGUACACGGUGCGCCGGACCCAAAGGAAAUACUGCGUGGUGUCGAGCAGCACAAAACCAAAGACAACCCCCUCGAACCUUUCACCAUUUGAUCACACAACCUGUUUCAACAGUUAAACACUUACAGGCUGCAGUCUCAUGAAUGCUCUGCUUCUUUAUUCUGAAAUGAUUUUACACAGAUAUUUGAUGUUGGGAAGAAGCAAGUUAAAUGCACUGCCUUCUAAAGAUAUAAAGAUUAAAGCAUAAAAAAACCUCGAUA
Messenger RNA from Epinephelus fuscoguttatus (brown-marbled grouper), 500 nucleotides. RefSeq names its product leukocyte cysteine proteinase inhibitor 1-like. Gene Ontology annotation, molecular function: cysteine-type endopeptidase inhibitor activity. Gene Ontology annotation, cellular component: cytosol. Bases 46 to 333 code for a protein of 95 amino acids. The record is from RefSeq and is a predicted model, not a curated record. NCBI's taxonomy places the organism in Eukaryota, Metazoa, Chordata, Actinopteri, Perciformes, Serranidae. The transcript is spliced from 3 exons.